Egretta garzetta (little egret) is the source of this 2233-nucleotide messenger RNA. Its product is annotated as alanyl-tRNA editing protein Aarsd1-like. Gene Ontology annotation, molecular function: Ser-tRNA(Ala) deacylase activity; aminoacyl-tRNA ligase activity; ATP binding. The record is from RefSeq and is a predicted model, not a curated record. Bases 1 to 1683 code for a protein of 560 amino acids. The transcript has 17 exons. NCBI's taxonomy places the organism in Eukaryota, Metazoa, Chordata, Aves, Pelecaniformes, Ardeidae. Gene Ontology annotation, biological process: regulation of translational fidelity; tRNA aminoacylation.
AUGGCACUGGCUGGUCAUGACAGCCCCCCCUUGCCGCGGAGCUCCCCUCCGUGUGCACCAGUGCAAAAGCCACCGCUCUACCGGCAGCGGCACACCUCCCCCCCCGGGGACGGCAGUGGGGACACACGGACACACACACACACCCCCAGCACCCACGGCCCGGGCCCCGUGCCCACCUCGCUGUCCAGCCAGCCCCGAGCUCAGCCCAGACAGGGUCCGCGUUUGGGGCACCUUCCUCACCCCAGUCCCCAGCCUGUGCCUCACGCAGCCCCUCUGGAGCACUGGUGGGCACCGUGGGAAUAUCCACUGGUCUGCUCUUCCCCAAGGCAACCUGCGAAGACGCUGUGGUACGACCGCCCGCGGUACGUCUACCUGGAGUUCUGUGUCGAGGACAGCACGGAUGUUAAGGUCGUCAUUGAAGACCAGCGGCUGGUGUUCAGUUGCAAAAAUGCAGACGGCGUGGAGUUCUACAACGAGAUCAACCUGUAUGCCAGGGUCAACUCCAAGGACUCACGGGAGAAGCGCUCCGACCGCUCCAUCACGUGCUUUAUGAGGAAGUGGAAGGAGAAAGUGGCCUGGCCCCGCAUCACCAAGGAGAACAUCAAGCCAGCCUGGCUCUCCGUGGACUUUGACAACUGGCGAGACUGGGAAGGGGACGAGGAGGUGGAAAGGGCCAUGGUGGAGCAGUACGCAGAGCUCCUGGAGAAGGUGACGGACAAAUGUCCAGUGGCACUCAAAGCUGUUGCUUGCAUGUCUCUUCCAGGACAGCACCUCAUCACUGCCAUCGCAGAACAGAUGUUUGGAUUCAAGACAACUUCAUGGGAGCUGGGCCGUCAGCGAAGCGUCAUUGAGUUGGACACCCCCUCCGUGACAGCAGAGCAAAUAGAGGCCCUGGAGAGGAGCGUGAAUGAGAAAAUCCGGGAGAGGGUACCCGUGAUGGUGAGGGAACUGGCUGAAGACGACCCCGAAAUUGAAACAGUGAGAAGCCGUGGUUUGCCAGAUGACCACGCGGGGCCAGUGCGAGUUGUUGACAUCGAAGGCAUAGACUCCAACAUGUGCUGUGGGACUCACGUCUCCAACCUGAGUGACUUGCAGGUUAUUAAACUCCUUGGCACAGAAAAAGGGAAAAAGAACAAAACCAACUUGGUUUUCCUGGCAGGAAACAGAGUGCUGAAGUCAAUCGAACAAAGUCACAAUACUGAGAAGGCUCUAACCUCACUGCUCAAAAAUGGACCAGGUGAGCACGUAGAGGCUGUGAAGAGGCUGCAGAGUUCUGUGAAACUGCUUCAGAAGAAUAACCUGAACCUGCUCAGAGAUGUUGCUGUUUUGAUAGCACGGGAUUUCAAGAGCAAACCUGUUCAAAGUCAGCUGUUUGUGUUACACAGGAAAGAGGGUGACUCCGAAUUUAUGAAUAUCAUCGCUAAUGAGAUUGGGACAGAGGAAACCCUGCUGUUCCUGACUGUGGGAGAUGAAAAAGAAGCAGGACUCUUUCUUCUAGCUGGACCUGUUGAAGCAGUUGAGAAUUUAGGUCCCAGGGUGGCAGAGCUGCUGGGAGGCAAAGGAGCUGGGAAGCGAGGCCGCUUUCAGGGCAAGGCAACCAAGAUGAGUCGACGAGGAGAAGCGCAAGCUCUGCUCCAGGAAUUCAUCAGCCAUCGAAGCCCUGAAGCGGAGAAGAAGGAAUGAAAUGUGGCAGGAAUUGGAGGGAUGCUCAGAUCAGUAAAUCCCCCUUAAGAGACCAAACUCAGCUGGUCACCAGUUGCGGCUGCCUGCGAUGGAACUGGGAGGCAAGAAGACAAGAUGCUGUUGUCAAGCCUGUGAGCAUGGAAGGGAAGGGUCACUGAAGGACAAGUCUCCAUCAGCCCUUUUUUUUAAAGAAAAAAGGAACUGACUUUUUUUUUUCUUGGCUACUCAGAAAUCUGCAGCUGCUGGAGGUCUGAAGAUGUUUGUGCUAAUGCCAUUGCUGGCCUCUGGACUCCAGGGCAGUCUUGGGCAGCAGUCGCUGUUGACCCAGCUGUGACGCUGAUGGAAGCGGCUGUCAGGUAACACCCGCUUCAUCCCUGCCGUCCCAAAGCUCCACUGCGGCAGCAUCCAGUACGUUCUUGCAAAAGGGGAUUUCAUCCAUUUGCAGUUGGCCUGGCAGAACCAUGUUAACCCACACGUGCUGACAUGAGAAUUAAAUGCGGACAGAAGCAGCAACCUCGUGCUUUGUUUUGCAGGCAGACAGAAAAUGGUA